Messenger RNA from Acomys russatus (golden spiny mouse), 1669 nucleotides. RefSeq names its product WASH complex subunit 1 (gene Washc1). Gene Ontology annotation, cellular component: early endosome; WASH complex; recycling endosome. Bases 138 to 1562 code for a protein of 474 amino acids. The transcript is spliced from 10 exons. Gene Ontology annotation, molecular function: alpha-tubulin binding; actin binding; gamma-tubulin binding. Gene Ontology annotation, biological process: Arp2/3 complex-mediated actin nucleation; exocytosis; retrograde transport, endosome to Golgi. NCBI's taxonomy places the organism in Eukaryota, Metazoa, Chordata, Mammalia, Rodentia, Muridae. The record is from RefSeq and is a predicted model, not a curated record.
GAUGGCCUUGAACAAGAGUUCUUGCUUCUGUCUUCCAAGUGCUAGGACUACAGGUGUGUAACAUCCCCACCUGUGUUGUGCCUAGCAGGUAGCAGGAAUGAGUGCAGGGCUGUGUUCUUGAUGUGUCCACAGGCACCAUGGCACCUGUGAAGACGCAGCACCUCUUGGCGGGCCAGCCGUAUGCAGUGCCCCUUAUCCAGCCAGACCUGCGGCGAGAGGAGGCCAUCCAGCAAGUGGCAGAUGCCCUGCAGCACCUACAGAACAUCUCUGGAGACAUCUUUAGCAGGAUCUCCCAGCGAGUGGAGCUGAGUCGGCGCCAGCUGCAGGCCAUUAGGGAGAGGGUCUCCUUGGCCCAGGCUAAGAUAGAGAAGAUCAAGGGCAGCAAGAAGGCGAUCAAGGUCUUCUCUAGCGCCAAGUACCCAGCGCCAGAGCGUCUGCAGGAGUAUGGCUCCAUCUUUACCGGUGCCCUGGACCCUGCUCUGCAGAGAAGACCCCGUUACAGGAUCCAGAGCAAGCACCGCCCACUGGAUGAGCGGGCCCUGCAGGAGAAGCUGAAGUACUUCCCCGUGUGUGUGAGCACCAAGUCGGAGCCUGAGGAUGAAGCUGAGGAGGGACUUGGGGCUCUUCCUAGCAACAUUAGCUCCAUCAGCUCCCUACUGCUCUUCAACACCACAGAAAAUCUGUACAAGAAGUACGUUUUCCUGGACCCUCUGGCUGGCGCAGUCACAAAAACCCACACAAUGCUGGGCACAGAAGAGGAGAAGUUGUUCGAUGCCCCUCUGUCUAUCAGCAAAAGAGAGCAACUGGAGCAGCAGGCUCCAGAGAACUACUUCUAUGUGCCGGACCUGGGCCAGGUUCCUGAGAUCGAUGUGCCGUCCUACCUGCCCGACUUGCCUGGCGUCGCAGAUGACCUCAUGUACAGUGCGGACUUGGGCCCUGGCAUUGCCCCCUCCGCCCCUGGUGCCAUUCCAGAACUGCCCACCUUCCACACAGAGGUGGCUGAGCCUUUCCAGCCAGAACUAGAGGAUGGAGUGCUGCUGGCAGCACCUCCGCCACCUCCGCCACCACCACCACCACCGCCACCUCCCCCAGCUCCCACAGUGUUGGUCAGUACCUCCCAGCCAACGUUACCUGAGGCAGCAACUGCAAGUGGCCAGGUUGCCAGGGAAGAAGAUGGUGGCAGCAGUACAGCCCACUCAGCCUCGGUUCAGGGGGCUCCGAAGGAGGUAGUUGACCCCUCCAGUGGCCGGGCUACUCUGCUCGAGUCCAUCCGCCAAGCUGGGGGCAUCGGCAAGGCCAAGCUACGCAGUGUCAAGGAGCGCAAGCUGGAGAAGAAGAAACAGAAGGAGCAGGAGCAAGUGAGAGCCACUAGCCAAGGUGGGGACUUGAUGUCAGAUCUCUUCAACAAGCUCGUCAUGAGACGCAAAGGUAUCUCUGGAAAAGGCCCUGGAACUAGUGAGGGUCCUGGUGGAGCCUUCACCCGAAUGUCAGACUCCAUCCCACCUCUGCCACCCCCACAGCAACCAGCAGGAGAUGAGGAUGAGGACGACUGGGAAUCCUAAGAGUGCUUUGGCCCUUUUCCCACACUGGGCAGGAACAGCUGGGAAGGAGGGGCUCCUUCGCCAGUUGGGGCCUUUCAGGUCCUGUUGCCCAGGAAGAUCCCGGGGUG